AUGAAGUUCUCUUUUGCUGCUAUUAUCCUAGCUGCCACCUCGGCCAUUGCCACCCCCAUUGCCAGUAAACGCGAUGGCACCUUUGUGAUCAAAGAUCUCAAAGCGCGCGACUCUCUCUCCAACACCAUGAGCUUCAAACUGCUUGACGGUGACGACUUAAUUGACUGCAACUUGAUCUGGAGUGCGAAAGAACCCGAAGAAAAUGCCCGAUGCAACGACUCCAAGCAUCUGAUUCAGUUUCCCGAUGGCUUCGAGUUCGGCAAGUUUACCCUUGCCAUUGAGCGGAUUGAGCCCAACCCGAUUGGUGGCCGUGCCUAUCUGGAUGAGAGCGAUGGCAAGUGGAACUGUGUAGACAACCCGUCGGACCAUGUCUACAAGGACUGCAAACAGAUGGUUAUGUCGAUCGUUCAUAAAGGCUUCUUGACCCCACCGCCGGCUAUGCCCACCAUUGCCGAGGGCCGGAAGGUGGGUAUAAUCAUGACAACUCGAACCGAGCGUUUAGCUACCUGGGCUUCAGGAUUUCAAUAUGAUGAUAUCCCACAGGAAGUGAUCCAGCGAACCAAAGACCUCUUCCUGGACUGGUUCGGGUGCACGAUUGCUGGUCGUCACCAUGCCGCCGUAAAGGCCAUUGCGAUGUUUGUGCAGCAGAUGGGCCCCACGUCGGGGAGGAGUGAGUUGGUAGAUUGCGAGCUAGGGUUCAGCACAAGCCCGCCGUUUGCAGCCAUGGUGAACGCCGCCUCGUCGCACGUUGUGGAACAGGAUGACUUGCACAAUCGGAGUAUCAUGCAUCCAGCGACGGUCAUCUUUCCCGCUGCGUUGGCAGUUGCCCAGGAUCUGGACGCAAAUGGAAGGGACUUUAUUACAGCCUGCGUGGUUGGAUACGAGGUAGGAUGCCGUGUGGGGGAAUUCCUUGGAAAGAGCCACUAUGCACGUUUCCAUUCCACUGCAACUGGUGGAGUCAUUGGUGUAGCAGCUGCAACAGCGCGUCUUUUGGGUCUCGACGCUGCGGCAAUGCUAUCAUCGAUCGGAACUGCCGGGACCCAGGCAUCGGGCUUAUGGCAGUUCCUUUUGGACGCCACACAUUCAAAGCAAGUUCACACAGGCAAGGCUUGUUUCGAUGGAAUCUUCGCCGCCUACACCGCGAAAUCAGGGUUGUUGGGGCCCAAAGAUGUGCUGGAAGGGCCCAAGGGCAUGGGCGUCGCACUCGUUCCCGAUACACCCAACGCCAGUGCAAUUGACGCAGACCUAGGAGUUGACUGGGCAGUACUUGGAAGUAGUUUCAAAUGGCACGCGUCAUGUCGGCAUACGCAUCCAAGUGUUGACGCAUUUCUUAACAUUCUGUCCACCCAUAGUAUUAAAUUCGAAGAUAUCGACUCGGUCGUAACCAGAACAUAUCAGGCAGCCUUUGACGUACUUGGACUCAGUGGACGCGGUGAAACGGUCCAUCAAAGCAAAUUUAACAUGGGAUUUGUUCUGGCAGUAACGGCGCAGAAAGGGCAGGCCAUGAUAACGGAUUUCACAGAGGAAGCACUGCAGGAUGCUUCCUUGCGACAAUUCCAAGAACGUGUUAAGAUGGAGCUGGAUGAAGACAUAAAUGCGGCGUUCCCACAAAAGUGGCAAGGUAAGGUCAUCGUAACUUGCAAAUCCGGUGCGACCUAUGAAAAAUUUGUGGAAUAUUUGAAAGGAGAUCCCCAAAAUCCACUUACGAGGACGGAGAUUGAGACCAAAUUCAAGGCCUUAGCCAAGUAUGGGGAAGUUCAAGACACGGAUCGCAUCCAGCAAAUUAUCACCAAGGCAUGGAACCUCGAAAAUGAAGGCAGUCUCAAGGAAUGGUGGCUCUAGUGUUCCCGAUGUGAUAAUCUCGUACAUAGAAUCGAUGCUAUCUUGCGUAUCCUUGGCUAUUGAUAGCAGUGUUAUAAUCGAUCCCUUGAUUUAGCUCUACUCUUCUAUCACCUCUGGCUAUGCUAAAUGAUAU
Messenger RNA from Aspergillus pseudonomiae, 1975 nucleotides. RefSeq names its product MmgE/PrpD family protein. Bases 1 to 1842 code for a protein of 613 amino acids. The record is from RefSeq and is a predicted model, not a curated record. The transcript is spliced from 6 exons. Lineage: Eukaryota; Fungi; Ascomycota; Eurotiomycetes; Eurotiales; Aspergillaceae. Gene Ontology annotation, molecular function: lyase activity.